Messenger RNA from Dicrocoelium dendriticum, 935 nucleotides. NCBI's taxonomy places the organism in Eukaryota, Metazoa, Platyhelminthes, Trematoda, Plagiorchiida, Dicrocoeliidae. The record is from the annotation of a GenBank genome assembly.
CGUGCGUGCAUCUGUCGCACAUAACGGUACAUGUGCACAUGUGCUCUAUUCGCAUGGUUGGCCACACACGAUGUCUCACUGCACUGGGUUGUUGCCUAUACUCCCUUUCCCUUGCCGUGCGUGCUGCUCGGUGCACCACCUGAGCCAAUACGAGUUCGGUUUUCAAGUUUGUUGAGAACUAGCCAAACCUGUAGAUCCGAUUGUUCUGCUUCACCGCUGGGAUUACUGAUACGGUCAGCAUUGUUAUCAGACUAACUGGACAAUUACAUCGCACUGAGGAAUUUCUGUGCUUUUUGCUUUCUUCACUUGCAUAACAAACAACCCCCCACACGAGGCGCUGCAACCUCCUCAUUCAAAUAUCUUGAGUUUGUUCAGAAAUUGGGGUAGGAACACGGCGCCUAUGCCCUGAUGUCACAUCACUCGAGAAACGCUCGGAUUUUUUGCAUUAUAAUAUGGGACAGCUGUCACAAUCGUGUGUGAACAACUCACAAUAUAAAGGUCCUGACUCACUUUCUCAAACUUCGUCCAUGGGUAACAUCUGCAACGCCCCUCAGACGCUACCCGACUCAGGUACGUCGCUUCCUUUCCCCAAUGGCCUGCAUGCCAGCCCGGAUGCUGCCUUCCAGACGUUGGCUCCCACAUCCGAGGAUUCCAUUCCAAACAGGUCUCCAAUCUGGUUACCCCCAAUGAACCCAGAAUCUCUCCUAAACUUACUUCGGCCGUAUCUGCUUUCCCAAUUGUGCCCACCUACCUCCCAACCAACCGACUUAGUUCCCAAUGUGAAGUUCGACGGGGACUCUUCACCUAGCGCUUUGACACAGAGAGCUCCUCCUGUGUAUCCAGCCGCUGAAAAUCAUUAUCACUCAUUUGGGAAGCACCUCACAAAUGGUGAGUUUUACUUUGUGGACCUCUGGAAACACGUCUGUUGCACUUAG